Messenger RNA from Aricia agestis (brown argus), 846 nucleotides. RefSeq lists its product as uncharacterized. The transcript has 3 exons. The record is from RefSeq and is a predicted model, not a curated record. NCBI's taxonomy places the organism in Eukaryota, Metazoa, Arthropoda, Insecta, Lepidoptera, Lycaenidae. The coding region runs from base 182 to 817 and encodes 211 amino acids.
GAUUUGACGCGGUGCAAUAGCAAAGGCUAUCGACCCUCCGCGGUUACUUGAAAUAACUGUUGUUCUGUUGGAAACAAGCAUCACAAGCGGGUCUGGAACAACACGGCCAGUCGUGCUGGUUUGUGGGACUCGUACGGACUACGCAUUUAAUUAUAUUAGCAAAAAAUAUUCGAAGUUCAAAAUGUACCGUAACAUUUACAUUUUUACAAGCAUACUCUGCGCGUAUGUGGAUUCAUUGAGUUUUGAUCAACGGCAGAAUGGCGAUUUUAAUGUUCAAGUUGAUGUCAAAGAUGUACAAAUUAUUGCCGUUUUAACCGGCGAUAAGGAGGAGUAUGUGGAUUAUGACUACGCUUAUGAUUACUCGCAGCUGACCAUAAAACCUCAAAAUCGAACUACUCCCAGGCCUGGUUCAACGACACCAUUGAUAUCAGAAAAUUUGGCGAACUUAUCCGAUUCUACGACUGUAGCCGCGACAGUUUACGAGGAAACAAACGGCACAGCAUACGAUAUGAAAAACACAACAUUGUUAGAAGAGAAUAGCACUGUGUCCGAAUCAGAAGCGGUUACAUCAACAACGACGAGGUUUGUGAUGGAGGGUGCAAGUCCUGCGCCGACUACUCUCUCAGAUCCUAAAGUAAACACAACACUUACUACGAGUCCAAGUCCAGAUGUUCCAAUUUGUAGAAAAGGUUUCGUUGUCAAUAGCAAUAAAGAAUGUCAACCAAAAAGCAAUACUACAGAAAAUGCGUUAAUCAAACUAGUGAAACUAUCUCAAAAACUGAAAUUAAGAAGAGAGAACAAGAGUAACAAUAAUUAAGUUGCACAUAUUUUGUAUGGGCUAUCUAU